AUCUUAAUAUUCAUGGGCCAAUUGUCGGCUAUUAAUCAAAACUAUUUCUUCCUGAAAUUUUGGAUUAUAUAAAACUUGAACCCAAUCGCUCCAUAAACAUACAACAGUAAGUUCUGAUUCUUCUCCCUAACUAACUAAUUAAUCUGAAAGUCUUUCCUUCAAGAUGGAUGCAUCAAAUGGAUCCCAAGAUACUGAGCAAACCCUUGAUUCACAAGUCAAAGCGUUCUUUGAUUCUGCUCCACCUCUCCAGAAUAGGAAUGACAUCAUUCAGAAAUUGAAUCACUUCAUUCAGCUGAAUUCUUUAUCUUCAGAAAAUGGGAUAGGUAAGAGAAUUGUUUGUGUGACUUCUGGUGGCACCACUGCUCCAUUGGAGCAGCGGUGCGUUCGCUAUGUUGACAACUUUAGUUCAGGUCAUAGGGGAGCCACAUCCACUGAGUAUUUGUUCUUGCACUUGCUCUUGUUCUUGUUCUUGUCAAUGAAACUUUUUCUUGGAUAUUUGUUUGGUGAUCUCUUGGAGGGGAAUGAAUACUAUGUUGCUGGUUAUGUUGAGUGUAGGUAUUUUCUGAAGGCGGGAUAUGCUGUGAUCUUCUUGUACCGGAGAGGAAGUUUUCAGCCAUUCUGUAGAUCCCUUCCUGAUGAUCCCUUACUUGAAUGCUUUGAGGCUACCGAAGGAUUAAACAUUCAAGUCCGUGAGGCUUAUUCUAAAGCAGUGAAGACCGCUAUCGUGGAUCAUCAUGCUGCAGUGGAUAGUGGUCUCCUGUUAAAGCUUCCUUUCAGCACUAUAUUUGAGUAUCUUCAGAUGCUGCAAAUAAUUUCAAAGCCAAUGAAGGAUAUUGGCCCACGUGCAAUGUUCUAUCUUGCUGCUGCAGUAUCUGACUUUUAUGUUCCUUGGAAGGACAUGGUAGAACAUAAAAUUCAAUCUGGAUCUCACAUCUUGGAUGUGAAACUUGUUCCUGUGCCAAAGAUGCUAUCAGUGCUUAGGAAAGAUUGGGCACCCCUUGCUUUUUGCAUAUCUUUCAAGUUAGAGACAGAUUCAAACAUUCUUCUAAAUAAGGCGCGGGGUGCUCUCGAGAAGUACAAUAUGCAUGCUGUUGUUGCGAACGAGCUCUCCACCCGCAAGGAGCAAGUGGUGGUUGUCACCAUUGACGACAAGAUUACGGUUCAACGAGAUAAGAGCAAGGCUGAUGAUGAUGUAGAGAAUCCCCUCAUUAAGCUUCUUUCUCAGAGACAUUCAGCUUACAUUGAGGACCCGAAGAGAAUGAGGUGAAUCACUUUUUGAGUCUGAUCUUUUCGACUUCUUCUCCAUGUUGCAAUUCCAUGGCAAGACAACUCUCGUUGUAUGUAAUAAAACCAUGAAUAAAUGAAAAGAAGGAUUACACAAUAUAGAUAUAUUGAGAUUGUGGUUUUAGUAAAUAAAGGAAGAGAAAAUAGAAAUAAAGGGUGUUAAAAAGGAGAUAGUUUCAAUAGGAGAAAUAAGAAGUUUAAAUUUUAAUGUACUGUAUCAAGGUUACAAAUUUUCUACUUUUUUUUGAAUAUUUAACCAUUAACGUGUUUUGGAUA
Arachis duranensis is the source of this 1560-nucleotide messenger RNA. RefSeq names its product phosphopantothenate--cysteine ligase 2. The coding region runs from base 164 to 1267 and encodes 367 amino acids. The transcript has 9 exons. NCBI's taxonomy places the organism in Eukaryota, Viridiplantae, Streptophyta, Magnoliopsida, Fabales, Fabaceae. Gene Ontology annotation, molecular function: phosphopantothenate--cysteine ligase activity. Gene Ontology annotation, biological process: coenzyme A biosynthetic process. Gene Ontology annotation, cellular component: cytoplasm; nucleus. The record is from RefSeq and is a predicted model, not a curated record.